Molecule: messenger RNA, 837 nt
Organism: Phytophthora nicotianae INRA-310
Lineage: Eukaryota; Oomycota; Peronosporomycetes; Peronosporales; Peronosporaceae
Exons: 3
Coding region: 1-837 (278 amino acids)
Source: RefSeq, a predicted model, not a curated record
AUGCGGCAACUAGCGAAAGAAGAGGAGCAGUACUUUGAAGAAGCCGUUUUGUUCGCUGCGCUGGCGAGUGCGCCACCUCAUUGUCCCCGUAUUCGGACACGUUUCAACUUCAAUGCUCUGCCCGAUGCGAUUCCAGAUAAUAUUGUCACAAAAGAGCGCACUAAAGCUACUGGUUUGGAGGCUUUAUGUGUGUCGUUAUACAAACUGGCUGUUCCAGUGCGGUGGGAAGACACUGAAAUCUUUUUCGGCCGCUCUAGUAGUGGGCUGUCGAACAUUUUCAUGCAUUUACUCGACUUAUUAGAUGAUACGUUCUCCAGUCUUAUACUAUUCAACCGUAACAUUGCUGCGGCUCGGCUCAAGGAAUACUCUCAAGCAGUAUUUGAUGCAGGAAGUCCCUACACAAACGUUUGGUGCUUUGUGGAUGGUACUGUCCGAGGAGUGUGCCGACCUGUACAACGACGUGUACAUCACAAGAAAAGAAAGCUUCUCGGUCAGCAGUCGAUCUACAACGGGCAUAAGAGAAAGCAUGCCUUAAAGUUUCAGACUCUGGUAACCCCGGACGGCUUGAUAUCGCAUCUAUUUGGUCCGUAUGCCGGGAGAAACCACGACAUUAAAAUGUAUCGCGAGUCAAAGAUAGCAGAUACGAUUCGUUUGGACUCUCGGUUCCGCGGUUUUCGAGUGUUUGGGGACUGUGCAUACGGCAACGACGACGUCAUUGUGAGUCCUUUCGAAGGCGCUAUUGGAAAUCUAACUGCUGAGCAAACACACAUUAACUCAUGUAUGAGCCGGAUCCGAGUCUCCGUGGAGUGGUCGUACGCUCAAAUAGUGAGCUACUGA